Molecule: messenger RNA, 2485 nt
Organism: Folsomia candida
Lineage: Eukaryota; Metazoa; Arthropoda; Collembola; Entomobryomorpha; Isotomidae
Product: sensory neuron membrane protein 2
Exons: 7
Coding region: 410-1846 (478 amino acids)
Cellular component (GO): membrane; cytoplasm
Molecular function (GO): scavenger receptor activity
Source: RefSeq, a predicted model, not a curated record
AGACAUUGAUGCGAAAACCGACUGGAACCACUAAUCAAGUGUUGCAUACGCCUCCUUGGAUCAGUUUUCAAGAAAUUGUACAUCAUACCUCAAUGUGAAGGAUAAGGGGGAAGCGAUGCGUUUUCGUAACAGGAUAAUCCAUGUACAUAUAUUGCUUUGAAAAAUAAAUAAUUGCACAUUAUAAUUUUGUGCAGACUGGUUUUGCAAGUUUAUGUAUUUGUCCAUUAAUUGGAAAGACGUCGGAGAGAACGGUUAGGAGCCUUGAGACUGGAUUUGGUCUUUAUAAAUAUUUUUAAUUUGGAAAUCAGAUCAUUUUUUUGAGAUAUUUUCAUAUUACUCAGUCGAAAAAAUUGUACGAUAAUUUACUAAAUUAGAGAAGUUUAAAUACCGAUAAUUAGUGUCCCAAGAAAUGCAGCAGUUACCAGGGAGGCUAUUAUUGAUUGGGCUAAUAUGUUUGUUAACCACGAUCGCACUUUUCUGGGUCGUAAUUCCUGGAGCGAUACGAUGGCAAUUGUCACAGAUUAUCCGAUUCGAAGAGGGAAACGAGGUUUAUGAGGAGUUUACCAACAUUAAGGCAAAAAUCUUAUUUAGCGUUUACAUUUACAACGUGACAAAUGCAGAGGAUGUUGCGUCAGGGAAAAGCUUACCCAAACUGGAUGAGAUUGGUCCGUACGUGUACGAAGAGAAACGAAUGAACAUUCCGGUUAAUUUGGACCCGGAAAAUGAUACUUUUACGUAUCAGUCAUUUAUUCAUUUCACCUUCCGUCCUGACCUAUCGGCCGGAUCGGAUGAGGAUUUCAUCACUAUGUUGAACGUCCCAAUUGUGGCCAUUGCACACGAAUUGAAGGGAAUGUCUCGCCUUAUGCGAUCCAUGGCGCAAGAGUAUAUCGAAUCCUACGACAUGCCGCUCUUCGUAAGGCGAAAGGUGAAGACAGCUUUGUUCGAGGGGGUCCACUUGGAUCUGGUGGAAACAGUUUCAAAUCUCUUGGGCGUGGAGUACAUGCCGAACAGCACGUUCGCAUACUUUUACCACCUUAAUGCGACCCUUUCCCGUCCAUUCGUUGUAAACGCGGGAUUAAAGGAUACCUCAAAAAUUGGAUCCAUCAUCACCUUCGAUGGAAAGAAAGCCGUUGACGUCUGGCCAGGUGAAAGUUGUAACGCCAUCAACGGUUCGGAUGGAUCACUUUACCCCCCGUUUGUCACCCGAGAUUCAGUUCUUCACGGAUUUAAUGCCGAUAUUUGCCGAUCCGUGGCACUAGUUUAUAAAAGGGACGAUGAAAUGGAGGGAAUACCCGGGUAUCGUUUCGGAUUUCCGGAUUCUUUUCUUGAUUCCGGGGCGGAAGAGAAUAAAUGUUUUUGCGGGGAAGAGGAUAGAAGUAAAUGUCCGAAAAAAGGUGCACUUUCGUUAGCUCCGUGUAAAUUUGGGGCACCAUUGCUUAUGUCGAGUCCCCACUUUUUGGGGGGAGAUCCGUACUACAGGGAAAUUACCGGGUUAAGCGAGGGAAAUUCGGAAAUGCAUGAAACUUAUGCAAUCAUUGAGCCGACGACUGGCAUCGUUCUGAAGGCAGGAGCAAGAUUGCAGUUAAACAUCGAGAUGACGAAAUCCAAAGAUAUUAAAGAAUUGAAGAAAGUGAAGGAUACUGUAUUCCCACUUUUUUGGGUGGACGAGGUUGCUGUACACCCUCAGAAGGCGUAUGACGAUAUCAGGUGGAAGAUGUCGAUACCCCUGAAAGUGGUAGAGAUUGUGAAAUGGGGCAGCUUUGUGGCCAGCAUUCUGGUCGUAAUAACAGGUGGGAUGAUUUUUAUUCUGAGAACGAGAGACAAGAAGAAACUAGAGUACUACUAACUACAUAAUUUUACGAGGAAAUCGAGUUUAUUGGCAGGAUGAUAUUGAUGUGAUAAUGAUGCCUACUUAAAAUGUACGUGAUUUACGUAGAUACAUUUCUUGCGAAGAGUUUUUACUUUUACAUAAUUAAAACUGCUUUUUUAUAGCUCUCAUUAAUUUCAAAUUGCUUUGGAAUUGUGCAAUUAUUUUGAACAUGAGGUUAAGUGUAUGGAUGAGGGAAAAAUGCGCACUUUUAUUGAGCCUAAUUCCAAUAUAUUUUAUAAGUAUGCAAUCUUUUAUAUUUUGGUAAUUUUACAUUUUACAUAAGGGGGACUCAAAUAUAUUUAGGGAUAAGCAGUUGUUAAGUCAUGUAUCUUGACAUAAAUACCUAGGUAAGUACAUAUAUGUAACCCUUCCAACUUUUACUUAUUAUAAUAUAUGUAUAUGUAUAUAUAACAUGUUUGAUAAAUAAGUGUGGAUGUAUGUACAUAUGUAUCUACUUCAGUAAAAAGUUAAACUCUACAUAGGUAUGUAAAUAUAUAAUAUUAGAAUUUUAUAAAAUUAAAGGCAAGGAUUAUAUACAACUGCGCAGUACAAAUUCAGUAUAGUUGAUAGAUUAAAUCAAUUAUGAAGUUAAUAAAAUACUUAGAUUAAUGGCAA